This is a messenger RNA of Pecten maximus, 2019 nucleotides long. RefSeq lists its product as uncharacterized. The coding region runs from base 182 to 1072 and encodes 296 amino acids. NCBI's taxonomy places the organism in Eukaryota, Metazoa, Mollusca, Bivalvia, Pectinida, Pectinidae. The transcript is spliced from 2 exons. The record is from RefSeq and is a predicted model, not a curated record.
ACAGAUACAGACAAAAAUACGUAACCGCGGCUAUUUUUUUUUUAAAUAGGCCUACUACAUGUACAGAAACCUAUUCAUUUCAUUUGUGGUUUAGGCCUAUUGGUAAACUUUGGUCUGGCCUGCCAACUGUCUAGGAAAUACUCGGAAACAGCGGAGUGCAUUAACGACCAACGACAUCAGUAUGGUGAAGCCACACAGGACGAUUCAGGUAUUUUUGUGUUUAGUGUUCGGAGUACUUCUCUACACACUGAUGAGAAUACCAGCUAAAUUGGAACCAAAAUAUGUCUUUAUUGAAGAGGCCUAUGCACCAUUAGCACUGAGCGAGAGGAUUUCUGACAGUUAUCCCGUUCGGUAUUGUACCAGUAAUCAAUCAUACGUGGAUUUUGGGAGUUCAAAUAUUCUGACAUCCCAACAAAAGGCGAGUGUUGAGCAAUGUAUAGCGUCCUACCAGCAGGAUGUCACACAGGCAUAUGAGGAUGAAAUGUUACAUACUGCAAUACGGUAUACCAGCCAUUCUUAUCUCAACCGAAACAGUGUUAUGAUAGAGGUUGGUGGACAUUUGGGUAUUGAUGUAAGUGAAUUCAAUUCUCGGUACCAUCCAGGCUCGUAUUUUGUGUUAGAACCAGUUCCUAAAUUUUAUAAUAUAUUGGUGACAAAGUUCAAGGAGUUUAAAAACGUAGUUUUCUUUAACUUUGGAAUUGAUGUCGGUGAUGGUCAAUUUUAUAUAAAGGAGUCCAGUGAUGAUGCAGUUUCUAUAUUUGAGUCCGAUAACCAGAUUGGAGAGAUGAUACAAAUAGUUAACACAACACAAUUCUUCGAGACUUUGUCAGUCCGGAGUCGUGAUGUGGACUUAAUAACAAUGAACUGUGAAGGAUGCGAGUACGCUGUACUGGACCUUCUCCUCACGACAGACUACAUACGUCACUUCCGGAAUAUUCAAUUCCAGUGUCAUAGAAUGGAAAGAAUAUGUUACCCGAUUCGACGAUUCUGUUGGUACCAGGAGUUGUUAAGGAAAACUCAUAAACUCAGUUAUCAAUUUAAGUAUGUGUGGGAGAGUUGGACAAAAGUAUAAAACAGUGUGUGUAUAUAUCUUUUUUCUUAAUCAACAGAAUAUUUAAAAUCUAUAGAUACAGUCAAACUUCUUUAUCUCAAACUAUGACCACUUGAAGACAUUUUAUAAACUCGCAGUAAAAAUUCACUUCCGAUAGUAAAAUUUACUCCACUUUACCUCAAAUAAGAGAUAUUGAUGUUCGACUGUACAUCGAUAUUUAUCGGUCAUGGACAUUUGAUGAUUCAAUCAUGGACAUUUGCUGAUUCAAUCAUGGACAUUUGGUGAUUCAAUCAUGGACAUUUGGUGAUUGACAAUCAUGGACAUUUGGUGAUUCAAUCAUGGACAUUUGGUGAUUGACAAUCAUUGACAUUUGGUGAUUCAAUCAUGGACAUUUGGUGAUUGACAAUCAUGGACAUUUGGUGAUUCAAUCAUGGACAUUUGAUGAUUCAAUCAUGGACAUUUGGUGAUUCAAUCAUGGACAUUUGGGGAUUCAAGACAAUCAUGGACAUUUGGUGAUUCAAUCAUGGACAUUUGAUGAUUCAAUCAUGGACAUUUGGUGAUUCAAUCAUGGACAUUUGCUGAUUGACAAUCAUGGACAUUUGGUGAUUCAAUCAUGGACAUUUGCUGAUUCAAUCAUGAACAUUUGUAAAUUCAAUCAUGAACAUGUACAUUUGGUGAUAUCAGUAUCGUUUUACCAAUCUGGUAGAAGCAAUUGUCUUGGGUAGCAUCUGAUGAUUUUACCAGUUAAUAUUAUUCCAUAACAAUUAUGUAAGACUCUCAGGAAUUCUGCUACAGUAGUUUAUUUUUGAAAAAAAGGGCUAAUAAGGGGUGAGGUAGUGGAUGGUUCGUUGCUACUGUACCUAAUACAAUUACUUCCAUCAAAGACAAAUAAUGUUUCAACAAUGUAUUUGCAGAAAAUUUGUCGUUCUGUCCAACUUUUCUUGAAUAAAUGUGUUUUGUGUUUUUAA